Messenger RNA from Aureobasidium subglaciale EXF-2481, 735 nucleotides. RefSeq lists its product as uncharacterized. Bases 1 to 735 code for a protein of 244 amino acids. NCBI's taxonomy places the organism in Eukaryota, Fungi, Ascomycota, Dothideomycetes, Dothideales, Saccotheciaceae. The transcript has 4 exons. The record is from RefSeq and is a predicted model, not a curated record.
AUGUCCGCACCGCCAGUAGAUUAUUAUGCCGCCCUAGAGGUUGACUCAAAGGCAACGCAAGAGCAAAUCCGCACUGCUUACAAGAAACAAGCACUCAAGCAUCAUCCCGACCGUGUGCCUGCAGACUCGCCCGAACGCACAGCCCGUACCAGAAAGUUCCAGCAGAUCAACGACGCCUACUACACUCUCUCGGACCCUACAAGAAGAAGAGAUUACGAUGCCACAAGACGCUACCAUGGAUUCGGCUCAGACUUCGGCUCCGGUUUCGGUGCCGGUUCCAGCGCACCUCCAGGUGGUUACGGAGACCCAGAAGAGGAGGUUCCGCGACCUGAGGCUGGCAACCAGCAGGGAGCAGGUUUCAGCUUCCCUUGGAGCGCGUUCGGUUUCGGUGGGAAGGCGAAGAACGAGGAAGAUGCGAACAAGUUUAGCAGCGAACAGUUCGGCAACGUCUUUGAGGAAAUGCUCAGGGAGCAAGGAAUGGCCGAAGGCGAGAACAACUCUCCCACAGGCAGAUUCUGGUCUAUGAUCGGUGCUGUCAGCGGAGGCGCCAUGGGCUUCAUCAUCGCUAACGUCCCCGGUGCUAUCGCUGGUACAGUAGCAGGCAACAGACUCGGUGCUGUGAGAGACAACAGGGGCAAGAGUGUGUACUCUGUCUACCAGGAGCUGGAUCAGCCUGCAAAGAUGCGCUUGCUUAGCGAGCUGGCGUCCAAAGUGUUUGCUCAUGCCAUCAGCUGA